Messenger RNA from Charadrius vociferus (killdeer), 3375 nucleotides. RefSeq names its product RGD motif, leucine rich repeats, tropomodulin domain and proline-rich containing (gene CARMIL2). Gene Ontology annotation, molecular function: protein binding. Gene Ontology annotation, cellular component: lamellipodium; plasma membrane. The annotation marks the transcript as partial. Gene Ontology annotation, biological process: regulation of Arp2/3 complex-mediated actin nucleation; cell migration. NCBI's taxonomy places the organism in Eukaryota, Metazoa, Chordata, Aves, Charadriiformes, Charadriidae. The transcript has 34 exons. The record is from RefSeq and is a predicted model, not a curated record.
AUGGCUGCGUCCCCCGGCGGGAUCCCUGCUGAGCUGCAAGAGGGCAUCACCGCCUUCCUGGGGACAAAGAAGGUCCUCCUGGUGCUGAGCGUCCAGCUGCAGGUGAAAUCCAAGUACGACGACUAUAUCUUGGUGCUGACGCCCUGGCGAGCCUAUGUGUUGCCGGUGAUGCUGCCGGUGAGGGUUCACAGCAGCUUCAGCUUCCUGGAGGUGAAGGAGAUGACGGUGCGAGAGCCCAGCUUGGUUGUCAUAGAAACGGAUGCAGCAUCUUAUGCCUUCCGGUUCAUGUGCUUUGAUGAUUUGGAGCAAGUUGUCAUCCACGUCACCAUGUCGCUUAAGAAGGUCUUUCCAGACUCAUCCCCUGGGACGCUGCUCAAGAACUCCCCCCCCAACCUGUACGAGAGGAUCCGGCAGAUCACGGACUCGCUGGAGGACAUGCUGCAGAGCAGCCCCGGGCCCUGCGGGGGCUUUUCGGAGACCUACGCUGCUUUAUGUGAUUACAACGGCUUUGCGUUCCGUGAGGAGAUCCAGUGGGACGUGGACAACAUCUACCACAGCCAGGACUGCCGGGAAUUCAACCUGCUGGACUUCAGCCACCUGGAGAGCCGAGACGUGGCACUGAGCAUCGCUGCCUUGUCCUUCAACCUGUGGUUCACCAAGCUCUCCUGCAAGGACUUCAGGCUGAACCAGGAGAUCUCGGAGCAGCUGCUCUACAUGCUCAGCAAAUCGGUGACACUGGAGGAGCUGGUGCUGGAAAACAGCGGGUUGAAAGCCGACUUUGUGCAGAGGAUGGCCCAGGCACUCAGCAACCAUCCUGACUCUGUCCUGCACACCAUCAACCUUGCUGGCAACCAGCUGGAAGACAGAGGGAUCGUUGCCUUCAGCCGGCACGUGGAGAAGAGUCCCAAGGGUCUGCAGAGCCUCAGCUUGGCCAGGACGAUGCUCAGUGCCAAAGGGAUGAGCACGUUAUGCAAAGCCCUCGCGGAUAACAAAGCCAUCGGAUCUUCCCUCCAGCACUUGGACCUCUCCGGAAACCCCGGCAGCCUGGCUGGGGAGGACAUCAGUAACCUGCAGAGCCUCCUCCGCCAGUGCCACUCUAUCUCCCACCUCAUCCUGGCUGGCACAGACUGCCCGUUGGAUGCUCUUUUUGGAGCCCUGGUCCAUGGAUGCCACACCAGCCUCGUCCAUCUGGAUCUCUCCAAAAACGUGUACUCCCAAAAGAGGGUGAAAACCAUCUCCCCUGACAUCAAGGAGUUUUUCAGCCAAACCUGUGCCCUCAGGCACGUCUCCAUGGCGGGUACGAAACUGCCAGCGGAUGCUGUAAGGGCGCUGCUGCAAGGGCUGGCAGACAACAGUCACAUCAGCGACCUACGCCUGGAUCUUAGCAACUGCGAGCUGAGAUCAGCGGGGGCCCAAGUCAUCCAGGACCUCAUCCCUGACGCCAGCUCCAUCAGCGACCUGGACUUGUCUGACAAUGGCUUCGACCCUGACAUGGUGACGUUGGUGCUCUCCAUCAGCAGAAGCAAGUCCAUUAGGCAUGUCUCUCUGGGGAAAAACUUCAACAUCAAAUCCAAGGAGGGACUGGUGGACGUCCUUCACCGCAUCGUCCAGCUCACCCAGGAGGACGACUGCCCUCUCCAGUCCCUGUCCCUGGCCGAAUCGCGUCUCAAGCUGGGAACCAACGUCCUGCUGAGCGCCCUGGGCAGUAACACCAGCCUCGUCGCUCUGGACAUCAGUGGCAACGCCAUGGGGGACACAGGGGCCAAGAUGCUAGCCAAGGCGCUGCAGAUCAACACGAAGCUCAGGACUGUGGUUUGGGACAGGAACAACACAACCGCCCAUGGGCUCCUGGAGGUGGCUCAAGCUUUGGAGAGGAACUACACCCUCAAGUCCAUGCCCUUGCCGAUGAGCGACGUGGCGCAGGCGUACCGCAGCAACCCCGAGAAAACGGAGGAGGCGGUGCACAAGCUCCAGUCCUGCCUGCCAAAGAACCAGCUGCGGCGCACGCUGCCCGCACAGACCUUCCGCCUCCAGCAGGGCAUCCUCACCACCUCUUCCGAACAGAUGGUGAACGAGAUCUGCCUGAGCGUGCAGAAGCACGUCGACAUCCUCAGCGCCUGCUCGGGCAGGGAGGCGGAGGCGGACAUCCUCUGCGCGGAGGAGGCCAUCAGGAACGCCAACCUCUCCAUCAGCAUCCUGCCCCUCUUGUAUGAAGCGGGAAACACCCCGUACCAGAAUGGCAAACUCCAGCACAAGCUGGAGUGUCUCACGGAAGAAGCGUCGCAGACCUGUGGCCGGGAGAUCCAGGCGAUCAUGCAGGCAGCGCUGGACACAGCACACAGCCUCUGCCCAGCCGUGGUGCAGAAGAGCGGGGUGAGGGACCAGCUGGUCAACGCCAUGUCGGAGCGGAUCUACCUCCAGGACCACCUCAACAUCAGUACCGUCCUGGACCAGAUGGUCACCGAUGUCUUCAGCAAGCUGAAUGAAAUCAAGCUGUCCGUCACAGCCGCCGUGGCCGACUGCAUCGUGGAUGCCGUGCUGGGAGACCUGACCAUAGCCCAGUGCAAGCUGGGGAGCACUGGGGGCCACCAGCCUCUGCUGCGGGAUGGGGAUUACAAGAUGGCCCUGCGGCGGAAAAACAAGCAUUUCAGGAGCAUUCGGCCCACGCCAACUGUGCAGCCCGUGGCCUGUGAGAACAGUGAGGACAGGAGCAUCACCCGCGUGGACGAGGGGUUGGAGGACUUCUUUGCCAAGAGGCUCAUCACAGAGGAGCUACCCCCCACGGCUCCAGGGACCUGCCCAGGAUCGGCCCCUCUGGCCCCCUCUGGCUCCCGCACCCUCAAGAAGAAAAUCGGGAAUUUUUUUGCCUUCAAGAAACCCAAAUCCAGCCGGGGCUCGCGGUGUGAGAAGGAGCCCGAGGCGGGUGGCCCCGCUGCCCCCAGGAGCAGGCGCUCGAUGCUCAGUGACAUUUUACGGGCCCCCAGCAAGGCGGGGGAGGCGAGCAAGCCGCUGAGUAAAUCGGAGGAAGGGGGGCUCGCCGCUGAGCCCCGGGCAGAGCCCGAGCACUGCCAGACCCCCGACUCUGCCCGCAGGAUCCGGCCCAAGUACUCGCGGGAGGGCAAAUCCCAAUCGCUCAUAUUGCUGCCCGGGGAGGAUGAGGAUGCGCUGGGGGUCAGGCAGGACAAGAAGAGGCAGCUGGAGAAGAGCGAGGGGGAGCUGCCCGGCUCCUUCGAGCAGCGCGUGCAGGUCAUGCUCCACCGCAUCGGCGUCACCAAGGGCCCGGCCGCCGAGGGCAAGAAGCAGCAGAGCAAAGACAGCGAGAUCAAGAAAGCCGGCUCAGAUGGGGACAUCGUGGACAGCUCUGCAGACUCCCCC